Molecule: messenger RNA, 1042 nt
Organism: Phaethon lepturus (White-tailed tropicbird)
Lineage: Eukaryota; Metazoa; Chordata; Aves; Phaethontiformes; Phaethontidae
Gene: AK8
Product: adenylate kinase 8
Exons: 10
Biological process (GO): nucleoside triphosphate biosynthetic process
Cellular component (GO): cytoplasm
Molecular function (GO): nucleoside diphosphate kinase activity; ATP binding; AMP kinase activity
Source: RefSeq, a predicted model, not a curated record
AUGAGGGUCUCGCCCUUCCUGAGGCAGGGCGGUGGGGUAACGCGUUGCAGCCCGCUUGUCGGCGUCACCCCUUUAAAACUGUUCGCCGUGCGUUCGCGCUGCUGCUGUUGUGGCUUUUCUGUGGAGAUGGCUGUCAAAAAUAAAGAAAACAUGCUUGAAGAACUAUUAAUUCAUAAGCCAGAUGAUCCCAUUCAGUAUAUGAUAAACCAUUUAAAGCAAAACAGUGAUGAUGCUCCAAGAAUUUGUGUACUUGGUCCACCUGCUUCUGGGAAAACUACAGUUGCAAUGUGGCUUUGUAAACAUUUGGAUACCAUACGUAUCUCUCAGGAGACUUUGUUAUUCAAGGAAAUAUUAACACUGACAAAGGAAGCAAAGGCAUAUAAAGAAAGAAAACAGAAAAUUCCCAAUGCGCUUUGGGCCAAUCUGAUCCAGGAACGUCUGUCAAACGUGGACUGCAUCAAACAAGGAUGGAUUUUGGAAGGUUUCCCUGAAAAUCAGGAACAGGCAUGGAUGCUCCAAUCAUCUGGCAUCAUUCCUAGGCAUGUUGUUGUGCUUUAUGCCCCAGACAUGGUGCUGAUUGAGAGGAACAGUGGGAAAAGGCUUGAUCCCUUCACAGAAGAGGUGUACCAUACGACCUUUGACUGGCCAAGUGAUCCGCGGAUACAGCAACGUUUGGUGAAACCAGAAGAGCUAUCUGAACAGGAGGUGUCAAAGAAACUGCUGGAAUAUCACAGAAACUUCCCUGAGGUUUUCCAAAUCUACCAAAAAGUUUUGAAAUCAGUUAAUGCAGACCAGCCUUCCAUCGAUGUCCUCUCACAGGUUCUUACCUAUGUCCAAACACGACACCGAUCUGCUGCCCCCUUUACACCACGGAUUCUCUUUUGUGGACCCCCAGGCAGUGGGAAGAGCCUGCAGGCAGCACUAGUAGCUCAGAAAUACAGUCUUGUCAACAUUUGCUGUGGGCAACUGCUAAAGGAAGCUGUUGCAGACAAGACAAAACUUGGAGAACUCGUUAAGCCUUAUAUUGACAAUGGAUACCCAG